Molecule: messenger RNA, 602 nt
Organism: Myripristis murdjan (pinecone soldierfish)
Lineage: Eukaryota; Metazoa; Chordata; Actinopteri; Holocentriformes; Holocentridae
Gene: id3
Product: inhibitor of DNA binding 3
Exons: 3
Coding region: 105-458 (117 amino acids)
Biological process (GO): cell differentiation; circadian regulation of gene expression; negative regulation of transcription by RNA polymerase II
Cellular component (GO): nucleus; cytoplasm
Molecular function (GO): transcription regulator activity; protein dimerization activity
Source: RefSeq, a predicted model, not a curated record
UCAGGACAGCGACAGAGGAACCACAACAGGGAGAAAACAAUCACCAACUUCUACUCAGCACCAAGCCGAAUCUUGUUGUUUUUUUUCCCACCUUUGAUAUAAUCAUGAAAGCCAUCAGUCCUGUCCGCUCGGUGAGGAGCUGCUACAAGGCUGUUUGCUGUAUUUCGGACCAGAGUCUUGCCAUCACCCGGAAUAAACCCUCGUCUUUGGAGGAGCCCGUGGGUGCCCUGUGUGACAUGAACGACUGCUACUCCAAACUGAAGGAGCUGGUACCAAGUAUCCCCCAGAACAAGUCGGUCAGCCAGGUGGAGAUCCUGCAACACGUUAUCGACUACAUCUUCGACCUGCAGAUCGCACUGGAGGCGGAGACCACAGCCACGCCGGAGAUGGUUUUGUCAAUAAAGACUUCAGACCUUACUCGCAAUUUCUCCAAAGAAGAGGGGCGGUUGUGCCAUUAGAACGGUGAUAACAGAUAUGGUGCAGGGAAACACAUGUCUCCACUUCACUCCGGGCAAGAGGACAAGAGGGGCAGAAAGGGUGGGAUAGGUAUUUGGAGAGAAGGAGGCGGAGGGAGGGAGGGGGGGGAUGUUAAAGAAAGGACA